AUGAUGAGCCCCCUCCGCUGCUCUGCGAACAGCCACUACUCCAGCUGUGUCCCGGCCUGCCCACCCCAGUGCGCCCCCGCCCGAGGCCAGCGGGACUGCACCCAGGAGUGUGUGGAGGGCUGCCAGUGCGACCAGGGAUACGUGCUCAACGGCAAAAGCUGCAUCCUGGCACAGAACUGCGGCUGCUACACUGAUGGCAAGUACUUUGAGCCUAAGCAGCUGUUUUGGAACUGGGACUGCACCAAGCGCUGUCAGUGCAUCGGCAGAAACUUGGUACAGUGCGACCCCCGGCGCUGUAAAGCUGAGGAGGAGUGCGUCCUGCGUCACGGGGUCCGGGGAUGCUUCGCGCGGCGCUCCCAACACUGUGUGGCAUCAGGUGGAGGCGUCUUCAGGACUUUCGACGGGGCCUCUCUGCGUCUACCUGCCUCCUGCUCCUUCGUCCUGUCCACAAACUGCCACAAGCUCCCAGACCUGUCCUUCCAGCUUAUUGCCAACUUUGACAAGUGGAGCACGCCCAACCUCACCACCAUCUCACACGUCUACCUGUACAAUAAUGAGGAGAAUAUCCUGAUAUCCGGCAGCACUAUAAAGGUGAACGGGACCCCAGUGUCGGUGCCCUUCCUAACGGGCUUGAUGACCCGCCUGACCACUUCAGAGGGCUUCAUCGUCAUCGACACUCCCCAGGACAUCCAGGUGAGGUACAAUCGCUUCAACACCCUAAGCAUCACCAUGGGCCCACGGCUGCAAAACAAGGUGUGCGGCCUCUGCGGGAACUUCAACGGCGAUCCCAGCGAUGACUUCAUCACCUCCAGGGGAAAGCCGGCCACCAGUGCCCUAGAGCUGGCCCAGAGCUGGAAGACUAACGGCAUGCAGAACAGUUGUGACGAGAUGCAGUACGUGGCCCUGGCUCAGUCAUGUGACAAUACUGCUGUCCUGGCCCUGCAGAGUGAGAACGCCUGCCAGAAACUCACCGCUCUCAAAGGCUUCUUCCAGCCGUGCCAUGGCCUGCUCGACCCGCAACCUUUCUACCAAUCCUGUUACCUGGAUGGCUGCUACAACCACCGCAGGGCCCAGAUGUGUGGCUCCUUGGCUGCGUAUGCCGAGGCUUGCAGGGCCCUGGGAACACUUUCCACGCGCUGGAUCACUCAGGAGAACUGCUGUAAGAGACACCAUGGCCGAGUUCCAAUCCAUCCUUUUCUUUACAUUUUUUAG
Molecule: messenger RNA, 1212 nt
Organism: Knipowitschia caucasica
Lineage: Eukaryota; Metazoa; Chordata; Actinopteri; Gobiiformes; Gobiidae
Source: the annotation of a GenBank genome assembly